AUGAGUAAUCAGAAGAAGAGGAAUUUCCAGACUGAGGCGUUCAAGCAUCGCGUCGUCGUCGAUCCCAAAUACGCUGAUAAAACCUGGCAGAUUCUCGAGCGUGCGAUUCAUCAGAUUUACAAUCAAGAUGCUAGCGGUCUCAGCUUUGAAGAGCUUUACAGAAACGCGUACAACAUGGUUCUGCACAAGUUUGGAGAUAAGCUCUAUACCGGCUUUAUCGCCACCAUGACUGGUCAUCUCAAGGAGAAGUCCAAGCUCAUUGAGGUAGCUCAGGGAGGAUCGUUUCUUGAAGAGCUCAACAAGAAGUGGAACGAACACAACAAGGCGUUGGAAAUGAUAAGGGACGUCCUCAUGUACAUGGAUAGGACUUACGUCGAGAGCGCCAAGAAGCCCCAUGUUCAUCCCAUGGGGCUUAGUUUGUGGAAGGAUAACGUGGUGCGUUCACCUAAGAUAUAUUCGAGGCUUUUAGAGACACUUCUUGAUCUUGUCAAGAAGGAACGCACGGGUGAGGUUAUUGACAGGGGAUUGUUGAGGAAUGUUACGAAGAUGUUUAUGGACUUGGGGAAUCUGUGUAUCAGGCUGAUUUUGAGAAGCCUUUUUUGGAUGCUUCUUCUGUGUUUUACAAGGUUGAGUCUCAGGAGUUUAUUGAGUCUUGUGAUUGUGGGGAUUACUAGAAGAAAGCUGAGAAACGUCUGA
Molecule: messenger RNA, 696 nt
Organism: Eruca vesicaria subsp. sativa (arugula)
Lineage: Eukaryota; Viridiplantae; Streptophyta; Magnoliopsida; Brassicales; Brassicaceae
Source: the annotation of a GenBank genome assembly